This is a messenger RNA of Sphenostylis stenocarpa, 1443 nucleotides long. The record is from the annotation of a GenBank genome assembly. Lineage: Eukaryota; Viridiplantae; Streptophyta; Magnoliopsida; Fabales; Fabaceae.
AUGCAGCCCCCUCGCCGCAAGAAUAAUCCUCCUAUCUCAGAAACCACAACAACAAUGAAAGGCAAAAGGAACAACAGCAUUAGCAUCUCCAUUUUCGUGGUGGUGUUCUCCAUAUUCCUCUUUGGGGUUUUCAUGUACAACGAAGACGUGAAGUCAAUGGCCGAGUUCACGUUCUUGAGGCCUAAGGCUCAAGAUAUCCAAGAAGUUCAACCAGAACAAGAAGAAUCGGUUUCCACGAACUCAAGAACUCAACUUGAGAAACGCCAGGUCGAGGACUCUGAGGAAACUCAAGAACCGAUUGAUUUGAAAGCUGUUGUGGUAGAGGAGAAAGAAGACAAGAUGAUGGAAGAGUAUGACGAAGAAAAAGAAGAUGUGGUGUUGCCUCCAGAAGAGUGUGACUUGUUUACUGGGGAAUGGGUUCUUGACAACGUGACACAUCCUUUGUACAAAGAAGACCAAUGCGAAUUCCUCACUUCACAAGUCACUUGCAUGAGAAAUGGAAGACGUGAUUCUCUCUAUCAGAAUUGGAGAUGGCAGCCCAGAGAUUGCUCCUUGCCCAAGUUCAAACCAAGACUUUUGCUUGAGAAGCUUAGAGGGAAGAGGCUUAUGUUUGUCGGAGACUCAUUGAAUAGGAACCAAUGGGAAUCAAUGAUUUGUUUGGUCCAGUCUGCUGUUCCACAAGGCAAAAAGAGCUUGAGCAAGACUGGUUCUCUUUCAAUCUUCACAAUUGAGGAUUUCAAUGCUACGAUUGAGUUUUACUGGGCACCGUUCCUUGUAGAGUCAAACUCGGACGAUCCAAACUUGCACAGCAUAUUGAACCGUAUCAUCAUGCCUGAAUCCAUUGAAAAGCAUGCUGUGAAUUGGAAGAAUGUGGACUAUCUUAUCUUUAACACUUACAUAUGGUGGAUGAAUACUGCCGCUAUGAAAGUCUUACGAGGGUCGUUUGAUGAAGGAUCCACGGAGUACGACGAAGUCCCUCGCCCAAUAGCAUAUGCGAGAGUCCUCACCACGUGGUCCAAAUGGGUGGAAGACAACAUUGAUCCAAACAGCACCAAAGUUUUCUUCUCCAGCAUGUCCCCUCUUCAUAUUAAGAGUGAGGCUUGGAACAAUCCAGAUGGUAUAAAAUGUGCUAAGGAGACCACUCCAAUUCUCAGUAUGUCCAACACAUUACAGAUUGGCACGGAUAGAAGGCUUUUUGUGGUAGCCAACAAUGUGACACAGUCAAUGAAGGUGGUGCCAGUGAAGUUCCUUAACAUCACAACCUUGUCAGAGUUCAGAAAAGAUGCACACACCUCUGUUUACACCAUUCGCCAAGGAAAGAUGUUGACUCCAGAACAACAAGCUGAUCCUGCUACUUAUGCAGAUUGUAUCCAUUGGUGUCUACCUGGCUUACCUGACACAUGGAACGAAUUCCUUUACACACGUAUCAUCUCUCAAUCUUAA